Molecule: messenger RNA, 2575 nt
Organism: Raphanus sativus (radish)
Lineage: Eukaryota; Viridiplantae; Streptophyta; Magnoliopsida; Brassicales; Brassicaceae
Product: pentatricopeptide repeat-containing protein At5g50390, chloroplastic
Exons: 2
Coding region: 281-2419 (712 amino acids)
Biological process (GO): RNA modification
Molecular function (GO): zinc ion binding; RNA binding; protein binding
Source: RefSeq, a predicted model, not a curated record
GUGAUUAGAUCUGAAAACUGUGACAACGAGGUCGCCUCGUCACCCCCUCCCUGCCUCUCUCGUCAAAGUCUAAACCUUCCCCAACUGCCACUAGCGGAGAUCCCAAUGCUGUGAUUUCUACUCUUCACUCCACUUUCAAAUCAUUUUCUUAUUUCUCCAACAACACCACCUUUUAUGUAACCACACCAUCUAUCAUUGGCGGUUCUUAAAACCUUAGUAAUCCGAUCACAAUGGUCUGGUUCCCCCUGUUCUCUUACUGACCCUCUCACUCCCUGCAAUCAUGGAGAUUCCACUCGCAUUUUAUCAAAGCUUAAGGUUAGAAGAUAACAAGACUCGUAGUCGAGAUUCCUCUUAUUCCAAUCGCAAUGUUUUCAAAUUCCCGCGGUUUUCUGGAUACGAUUUCUCGCUCCGCCGAAGAAGAUGGAGGAACCCAUUUGCGAAAAUCACUUGUUCUUCUCUAGUUCAAGGGCUGAAACCAAAGCCGACGCUUAAACCGGAACCAAUUAGAGAAAUCGAUGAUACCGGAUCGAAAGAUCCGGUUUUGGGUGGUGAUACCCAGAUCAGUAAACCUGCCGUCGCGAUUUGUAGUCAGAUCGAGAAGCUCGUCUUGUGUAAUAGGUUAAGGGAAGCGUUUGAAUUGUUUGAGGUUUUGGAGAUUCGAGGUAGUGUUCGCGUUGGGGUUAGCACGUACGAUGCGUUGGUGGAAGCUUGUAUUCGUUUGAAAUCGAUUCGGUGUGUAAAAAGGGUUCACGGGUACAUGCUGAGUAAUGGGUUUGAGCCGGAGCAAUUUAUGAUGAACAGAAUCUUGAUGAUGCAUGUGAAAUGUGGGAUGAUUAUCGACGCACGUAGGUUGUUCGACGAAAUGCCGGAGAGAAACUUGUUUUCAUACAACUCCAUUAUCUCUGGGUUUGUUAACUUCGGUAACUAUUUAGAAGCUUUUCAGCUGUUUAAGAUGAUGUGGGAAGAGCUUUCCGAUAGUGAAACUCAUACGUUUGCGGUGAUGUUACGUGCCUCGGCUGGGUUAGGUUCUAUUGAGGUAGGGAGACAGUUACACGUCUGUGCGUUGAAGCUAGGAGUCGUGGAUAACACGUUUGUCUCGUGUGGGCUGAUCGAUAUGUAUAGCAAGUGUGGGGACGUUGAAGAUGCUCGAUGUGUUUUUGAUGAUAUGCCUGAGAAGACUACAGUUGCUUGGAAUAACAUUAUAGCGGGUUAUGCGCUCCAUGGUUACAGCGAGGAAGCACUGUGUUUGUUGUAUGAUAUGCGAGACUCUGGUACGUCUCUUGAUCAGUUCACCCUUUCGAUAUUGAUAAGAAUCUCCACAAGGGUUGCCAAGGUUGAGCUUACAAAGCAAGCACACGCUAGAUUGAUUCGUAGUGGUUUUGAGUCGGAGAUCGUCGCGAACACGGCUCUUGUAGAUUUUUAUAGCAAAUGGGGUAGAGUAGAUACUGCUAGAUAUGUGUUUGAUAAGUUGCCGAGGAAAAACAUAAUCUCAUGGAACGCUUUGAUGGGUGGAUAUGCGAAUCAUGGUCGAGGAGCAGAUGCGGUCAACUUGUUUGAGAAGAUGCUUGCUGCGAAAGUUGCUCCAAAUCAUAUCACCUUCCUUGCGGUUCUAUCAGCUUGUGCUUACUCAGGUUUAUCUGAACGAGGUUGGGAGAUUUUUCUGUCGAUGAGUGAGGUUCACGGGAUCAAACCAAGGGCGAUGCACUAUGCCUGUAUGAUUGAGAUUUUGGGUAGAGACGGUUUAUUAGAUGAAGCCAUUGCUUUCAUCAGAAGAGCUCCUUUGAAACCGACGGUUAAUAUGUGGGCAGCGCUCUUGAAUGCAUGUAGGAUGCAUGGAAACUUAGAGCUCGGAAGAGUGGUUGCUGAGAAACUCUAUGGAAUGGAACCUGAGAAGCUCGGUAACUACGUUGUGAUGUAUAAUGUGUACAACAGUAUGGGGAAAACUGCAGAAGCUGCAGGAGUUUUGGAUACGUUGGAGAGCAAAGGUUUGAGAAUGAUGCCGGCUUGUACUUGGGUCGAGGUUGGAGAUCAGACUCACAGUUUUCUUUCAGGAGACAAGUGUGAUUCAUACAAUGAGGCGGUGAAAAGGCAAAUAUACCACAAAGUUGAUGAAUUAAUGAAAGAAAUUUCCGAGUAUGGGUACUUGGUGGCGGAGGAGAAGAACCUUUUAUCGGACGUGGAUGUAAAUGAAGAACUAGUAGUGAGAUAUCACAGCGAGAAGCUUGCGAUAGCUUAUGGAUUGGUGAAUACGCCGGAAUGGAAUCCAUUGCAGAUAACUCAGAACCAUAGGAUAUGCAAAGAGUGUCACAAGGUGGUUGAGUUUAUAUCUUUGAUUACAGGAAGAGAGAUUGUAGUGAGAGACGCGAGCAGGUUCCAUCAUUUCAAAGAAGGGAAGUGUUCUUGUGGAGGAUAUUGGUGAAGCGGAAUGGUGUCGAGGAAGUAGAAGCAGAGCUCAAAGUGUCGAUGUUUCCUUUUCUUUUUGUUUCUUUGCGCUAAAGAUAGAAAUAGUGUGAUCAUGUAACGGUUUCUAUUCUUGUUUCUGAUUCUUUAUCAAUAAAGGGAAGAGCUUUGUUAU